Molecule: messenger RNA, 2966 nt
Organism: Stylophora pistillata
Lineage: Eukaryota; Metazoa; Cnidaria; Anthozoa; Scleractinia; Pocilloporidae
Product: poly(A) RNA polymerase, mitochondrial
Biological process (GO): RNA 3'-end processing
Molecular function (GO): poly(A) RNA polymerase activity; RNA binding
Source: RefSeq, a predicted model, not a curated record
GCUUCUCCCAACCCACAACAAUGGCAAAAAACAUGAAAGGAUGCUGAAGUUAAAAGAAGAGAGAGAACGUUCUUGUAGGAAAAGCAUUUAUGUGCGAGGUUUUCAAAACUCAGGAUCCAUAGAAGAAGAUAUAGCAAAAUACUUCAGUGCAUAUGGAAAAGUCUCAAACAUAUUUUUGGAUAAAGAUAAGGGUGUUUUUGCAAUAGUGGAGUUUUCUAGUGAAGAAAGUGUUACAAAAGUGCUGAGUCAAUUGGAGUCAUUACCACUUCUGCAUAACAAACACCUUACAGUGAAAGAAAGGACUUUAACUAAAACUGGCUUUCAAUUUAGAAUGCAAAAACCCAUAAAGCGUGGUCAUGAUGACUCUGAGGAACACCACCGUGGGCAUUUAGGAAGCAAAGAGAUGGCAAAAUUUUUGUCCAAGGAUCUCAUUGUCAAACUGAAUCCGUUGAUGAAGGUGGAUGAACAAGUGAACAUUUUGAUGCAGCAAUUGUGUCUCAGUGAUGAAGACAUCAAAUUAAGAAGACUGGUUUGUCAGCUGCUACAAGAAGUGUUGAGUGAAGUUUAUCCAGGAGCCUCUGUGGUGCCUUUUGGUUCAACUGUUACUGGAGUUGGAUGGAAGGGAAGUGACUUGGAUUUGUGUUUACUGACGUCUAAAGUUGAUGACACUAUUGUUGAUUACUCUUUAGUAAUUGAUACCCUGCGUAGUUUUGCUCCCGGUUGCACAAACAUCAUACCAGUCUUGACUGCUAAAUGCCCUCUCAUUAAAUUCACACAUCUGCCCUCUGGAUUGUCAUGUGACCUAUCAGUAAACAACAGGCUUGGUGUAAGAAACUCAGAGCUCCUUCACUGCUACAUGUCCCUUGAUCCCAGGAUUACUCAGCUGGUCUUUGUUGUGAGAGCCUGGGCUAAAGCCAAAGCCCUAACUGCUAGCAGACAGCUGUCAAACUAUGCAUUGACUCUGAUGGUGCUGUACUUCCUGCAAAUGCAACAUCCACCAGUCAUUCCUUCAUUACAAUGUAGAUUUGAUACCUGGAUCAGAGAGGGACCACAUUUGUGUGCCAUGAAAGAGCCUAAUUCAGAGGUUAUUGACAACUGGAACUGUUCAUUUUUCACAGUUGUUACUAAACUUUCUCCCUCACAGAAUACCAAAAGUCUGAUUCAGUUAUUGGAAGAGUUCUUUUGCUUCUUUUCAACUGAAUUUGACUUUGCUAAUUGUGUGGUGAGCAUAAGGACAGGCCAAAGGACAAGUAUUGUGUCAGUCUUGAAAGAGUUAAAGGUUUCACAGUGUACAGAAACUAAUGAAAAUGGUUCAAUGAUCACAUCUGAUAGUGACCAAGAAUGCUAUAGACAGUUAACAAAGAUUGAAGAUAGCAAGGAUGCUAGCAAAAUUACAGAGGAAACCACUAAGCACCAGGAUGCACUGCCAAAUUUAGUCUUAGGAUGUUCUCACAGUAGUCCAGGGACUGGGAAGCAAUUAGAGUUUAAGAUCUCCCCUUUGUGUGUUCAAGAUCCCUUUGAGCUUGUACAUAACUUGACACAGAACAUUACCAUGGCAACACUGAGAAACAUCAUUGAAUUGAUGAAGAUUGCUCACAAGAUUUGCCAGGAUCUGAAUAGCAGUGUUGACAAUCCAAAUCCCACUGGAAAUAAUCUCUUAAGCCUUUUUACAGUUUGUAAAUCUUCUAAAAAGAAGAAACAUUCUCAGUGCCAUGAUUUCUUCGUUAAGUAUCAAAACAAAAGUUCUCAAGCACUGGACACAGGUUGUGUUGACAACCUGAGUACACCCCACGCAGUUUUUGUGUCUGUUCUAGAGACAUUAGAAAGGGAGUAUGGAUUUCAGUGUAAAGUUAAAAGUUCUGCUAAGAUGCCCUGCUCUAUUGUGGAAGAAUCUGGUGUGCUUAGCAAAACUCAGGGUUUCAAAACAUCACUGGUGCCCCAGCUUUCUGGCCACAUCUCUGCAGCAGGUUGCAGCAACACUAAAAAUGAAGCAAGGAUAUCAGAGAAAGUAAACAAAUUUAACAAUGAGUUUUCAGCGAUUUGCAAAGCCUUUGAAAAUACGUGGACCCAUUGUCGAAGAGAACGACGCAGGUCCCUUCAGCCUGAGAAACAAGGUAAUGGGAACAACGAUAGUUUAAGCAAAGAUAAGUUAUCUGAUAGAAGAUCAGGUCAAUUGUUAGAAGGAUGUAACAAUCAGGUUGAGGAGUUUGCAAAUGCUCCUGCCACUGCCCAUCCACUUCUCAGUUUUGAAUUGAAUGUAAGAAGUUUCCCUCAAAAGGAGGUGAAAAAUGGUUGUACUGUCCUCAUGGAACAUGUUGAAAGUAAAGAAUCUCAGCUAUUUGGAAACUUCUUUUCUGCUUUCAAGAAGUAUUUCUUGAGUUUAGUAACAAAGUAAAGGGUUUGUUAGCAAGCAGAGCACUAUACAGAUAUAUGUACCAAUUAACUGUAAACUUUAUACAAAAUAAUUAUUUAUAACUUAAAAAAAAUUAUUUUUACAAGUAGAUAAAUGUUCCGCCACUCUUAAAAACUUGUAAAAACUUCCGUUCUUUUUCUGCAGUACUAUACGCAAGAUAUUCACUCAAGAACUGUUUUCACGAAUUCCCUGUGAUUGUGGGUUAAAACUAAGCCACAAUAUUAUGCAACGGGGAUGUUGAUAACUCAGUUAUCAGUCAAAUCUUUAUGUAAUAACAUGGAAGAUACAUUUUGAUAUUUCAAUAGAUAAUUAUUAAAAGUGGGGAGAAUGAUUUGAAAGUUGCACUAGUCUGUUGAAAUUCAACGUGGGAAUGAUAAGUUUUUUGAAAGUUUUCAAACUGAAGUAUUUAAGGCCCUUGCUCAACCAAUCAGCUUUGCAUGCUUUUCUUUUGAUUGUUGAGCUUGGUCUUUAAAGCUACAGUAUAUUCUUUUAUUACAUCCAUUUUGAAAUCACUGGUGGUCCCUGUAAUCUGAUUGGCUCUAAUUGGUGCCAU